GACGCUAGCGUGGAGCCCCGCCCCUCUCACACAUGGGGCGGAGCCUCGUUUUAGGGCGGGGCAUCGCACCUGUCUGAGCCCAGUGCGCGCCGAGGGCCAGAAACUGCCUAGCGCUCGACGCUUGCGCUUGCACGAUGGCAAUGCUGCCGCCACUGCCGGGACGCCCGUCGGGGCUUUGCUUAUUCCUGCUGCUCUUACAGGCUGGAAGGUGGCUUUGUGAGGAGACGGCAGCCCCGUGUCAACCAGGCUUCAGUCAACAGACUUACACUUUCAAUGUGCCCAGGUCUAACUUGGAAAGAUAUCGUGUGUUGGGCAAGGUAAACUUUGAGGGAUGCUCAGAAAGGACACACCGACCCUUCGCUUCGGACGACACUCGCUUCAGGGUGCGCUCGGAUGGCGUGGUGGUGGUGAAAAGGCCUGUGCAACUCCACGUUCACGAGUGGCACUUCUUCAUCCAUGCCUGGGACGGGGCUGGCAAAAAACACUCUGCUAAGGUGACGCUGCGAAGUCAUGGCCAUGGAUCCCACAAGCAGCAUCCUCACGCGGAGCCCUAUUCCCUUGGUCAUGGAGAGGUGCUGACCUUCCCAGUAUCCGGCCCAGGCCUGAGGAGGCAGAAGAGAGACUGGGUCAUCCCACCCAUUGUUUGCUCUGAGAACGAGAGAGGUCCUUUCCCCAAGCAACUGGUGCAGAUCCAAUCUAAUAAGAAUAAAGAGACGACAGUCUUCUACAGCAUCACUGGGCAGGGGGCUGACACUCCUCCUGUUGGAGUCUUCACCAUUGAGAGGGAAUCUGGCUGGCUGAAGGUGACCCGCCCACUGGACAGAGAAGAUAUGGACAGAUACGUUCUUUUCUCUCAUGCUGUGUCUGUGAAUGGGCAGCCUGUGGAGGACCCCAUGGAGAUCAUCAUCAAGGUCAGUGACCAGAAUGACAACAAGCCCAUUUUCACCCAGAGCGUCUUUGAAGGAUCUGUAGUGGAAGGAGCCAAGCCAGGUACCCCAGUGAUGCAAGUGUCUGCCACGGACAAAGAUGAUGCCGUGAAUACCUACAACGGGGUCAUCACCUAUUUCAUAAUCAGCCAGGAGCCCAAGCAGCCCUACAGUCAGAUGUUCACCAUCAACAAUGAAACAGGGUGGAUCAGUGUGAUCACAACAGGCCUUGACCGAGAGGAAUUCCCCCAGUACACGCUGGUCAUCGAAGCUAGAGACAUGUUAGGAGAAGGCUUAAGUACUACAGGGAAAGCAGUGAUUACUGUCACGGACACGAACGACAACCAGCCAAUAUUUGACCCACUCACGUACGUUUCAACUGUGCCAGAGAACAAGGUGGGAUUCCAAGUUGCCAGGCUUUUGGUGAAAGACGCAGAUCAGCCGGGGACCUCAGCAUGGAAAGCCAAGUACACCAUUGUGAAAGGGAACGAGGAAGGCAACUUUGAAGUGGCUACCGAUCCGCAAACCAAUGAUGGUCUCCUGACAACCAUUAAGGGUCUGGACUUUGAGGCAAAGGAUCUCUUCACCCUUCUGGUUACUGUGGUGAAUGAAGUUCCCUUCUCAGUGACUCUCCCAACAUCCACGGCCACAAUCACUGUCAACGUAAGGGAUGAGAAUGAAGCCCCCAUCUAACCCCCUGAAAAGUCUGUGACGAAGUCUGAAGACCUCCCUGCUGGGCAGCUGGUGACUACCUACACCGCUCAGGACCCCGACACAAAUCAAAAGCAGACGGUCAGUUAUUCUAUUGGGAGUGACCCAGCAGGGUGGCUGAAGAUUAACCCUGAAAAUGGCAUCAUAGAGACGAAAGCCCCUCUGGACAGGGAGUCUAAAUUUGUGGUAGACAACACCUACACGGCUCUCAUCUUGGCGAGUGACAAUGGGAUGCCUUUGCUCACAGGCACAGGAACUCUUCUCCUGUACCUGGAGGAUGUGAAUGACAAUGGGCCAGUGCCAGACCCACGAUCCUUUGACAUCUGCAACCGGAGCCCUGAACGCAAGGAAUUGAACAUUGUGGACAAGGAUCUUCCUCCAAACACUCAACCCUUCAAAGCAAUGCUGCUCUUGGGCUCAAGCGCCAACUGGACGGUCGAAGUAAAUGGAGAUAAACUGGUCCUCGAAUUGACCAAGCAGCUGGAGCCAGGUGAAUACAACAUUGCCCUUGAGCUACAGGACGCCGGGGAAGUGUCCCAGACAACAACAGUCAAAGCCCAAGUGUGUGACUGUGAGGGGGCAGCCAAGAAUUGCGAGAAGAGGGCAUAUAUCGCAGGCGGGAUGGGGAUUCCAGCCAUUCUGGGCAUCCUUGGUGGCAUCCUUGGCUUCCUGAUCCUCCUGCUCCUGCUGCUGCUGUUUGUGAGGAGGAGGAAGGCAGUGAAGGAGCCUUUGCUUCCACCAGAGGAUGACACACGAGACAACGUCUACUAUUAUGACGAAGAGGGUGGUGGAGAGGAGGAUCAGGACUAUGACAUGAGCCAGCUGCACCGCGGCCUGGAUUCCCGCCCUGAAAUUACCCGCAAUGAUGUUGUUCCGACUCUCAUGCCGGCUCCGCAAUACCGCCCACGGCCUGCCAACCCUGAUGAGAUUGGCAAUUUCAUUGACGAGAACUUGAAGGCAGCAGAUACAGACCCCACGGCACCCCCAUACGACUCUCUGCUUGUGUUUGACUACGAGGGCAGUGGCUCUGAAGCAGCCUCCCUCAGUUCUCUGAAUUCCUCCAAUGGUGACAGAGACCAAGAUUAUGACUAUCUGAAUGACUGGGGCAACCGUUUCAAGAAGCUGGCUGACAUGUAUGGAGGGGGCGAGGAAGAAGACUAGAUGUCACUGGGAUUAAGUAGGGUUUAGCUCUGUGUGGAAAGACAGAAAUGAAAUUGACUUAUCGUCAACUUUUCCCAGCAGCUGACCAUUGGUCCAAUUUGCUGCUCUUUCUUGCAAGUCGCCAAAAUGCUGCAUAAAACUUGCCUUACUCCCAAUAUCAGCCCCUCUUGGGGUGCAUUCAGAUGACCACAUUUUCUUCAUGAUUCCACCCUUGUUCACCAAAGAUUAUGAUUUCCAUAGAGGCAAGAGCAUACAUUAUAUGGAAACUUCAAGGGUGUGUUUUUUUUAUCACUAUCAGAGCCUCUGAGGCAAUUUGCCAAACAUACUUGAUUUAUUAAUACAGUAAGAAUAGAAUACUAUUUGCAAAUGCAUAGGCUAAAGUUUAAGGAAUAUUUUAGGUAGGACUUCAAGCCUAGCAGUUUGGUGAAAUGCAGCUAAAGUUACAUGGUCUGAAAUUGUUAACUCUUUGGGAACCCUUAGUACUAAUGCACUUUAGGUGUUUCUAGCACUGUCAUUCCAAAGCACUAACCAAAGAUUUAUUACCAGGGCUGCUGAGUGUAUCCAGCAGUUCUGUACAAGUGUAACACAAAUGUGAAAUUUGGAACUCGGGGAAGAACCUUCAGCCUCUGGAGAAUCUUGGCUUUUUUUCAGAGGGCAAUUGGCUGCAAAGAUGGAUGGUAUCUGAUUAACAUAGUGGAAGCUGAGGCAGGUUUUCUAGCAUAUGGGGAAUGAAGCAGGCUUUUGGUGCAAAUCUUUUUGCCCUUCCCUAAAAACAGCAGGAACAGAAUAUGCUGUA
Podarcis muralis (Common wall lizard) is the source of this 3594-nucleotide messenger RNA. RefSeq names its product B-cadherin. Gene Ontology annotation, cellular component: cytoplasm; catenin complex; plasma membrane. The record is from RefSeq and is a predicted model, not a curated record. Gene Ontology annotation, biological process: cell-cell junction assembly; cell morphogenesis; adherens junction organization. Lineage: Eukaryota; Metazoa; Chordata; Lepidosauria; Squamata; Lacertidae. Gene Ontology annotation, molecular function: beta-catenin binding; cadherin binding; calcium ion binding.